Penicillium mononematosum is the source of this 1284-nucleotide messenger RNA. Its product is annotated as cytochrome P450. The transcript has 4 exons. The record is from RefSeq and is a predicted model, not a curated record. Gene Ontology annotation, molecular function: monooxygenase activity; oxidoreductase activity, acting on paired donors, with incorporation or reduction of molecular oxygen; heme binding. The coding region runs from base 1 to 1284 and encodes 427 amino acids. Lineage: Eukaryota; Fungi; Ascomycota; Eurotiomycetes; Eurotiales; Aspergillaceae.
AUGCUGGAAAUGCAUAAGCGAUACGGCAACAUUGUCCGUAUUGCGCCGGACGAACUGGCCUUCUCUCACCCAGACGCCUGGCAGGAUAUUACGGGCCACCAGAAAGGAAAACCCGAAUUCUCAAAGGCAAACUGGUUCUACCGUCCGGUUGAUGGCGAACCGUCACAUGUAGUCAACGAAAGCAGAGAGCAACAUGGGCGUCUCCGCCGACAGAUGGCCCACGGUUUCUCUGAAAAGGCAAUGCGAGAGCAGGAGCCGAUGAUCCGGGCCUAUGUUGAUAUGUUGCUUGACCGGUUACAUGAGUUUUGCGAGUCUGGUAAUCCGGUUGUGCUUUCCGAUUGGUAUAACUAUACCACUUUCGAUAUUAUUGGGGAUCUGGCAUUUGGUGAGCCAUUUGGCUGUCUUCAGGGAUCAGAUCUUGACGAUUGGAUCAAGGGGAUUUUCGACGCUGGUCGGGUUGGAAUUAUCCUGCAAGCUCUCUCGUUCUAUCCGCUCGUGAAGCGGAUGUUGUUAUCAAUGGUGCCUGCGUCGAUGAAAGAGGCUCAUGAGAAACACAAGAAACUCACUAAACAGAAGAUGAUGCGGAGGAUGGAAAAGGAAGAAGGUCGACCCGACUUGAUUGAGGGACUUCUGAGAAAGAGGGAGGAACUGAACCUGAGUAUUGAUGAACUCAUUGCAAAUGCUGAAAUUCUCAUUAUUGGUGGCUCUGAGACCACAGCCUCAUUAUUGAGUGGAGUCACAUACCUCCUCCUCACGAAUCCGACUGCCUACGAGAAGUUGAAAGAGGAAGUGCGUACUGUUUUUCAAAGCCAGGAGGAGAUCAACCUGAUCUCCGUUAACAAGUUGCCCUACAUGCUUGCAUGUCUCGACGAGGCAAUGCGCAUGUACCCGCCCAUUGCAAAUGGUCUUCCUCGUGUGUGUCCUGAGGGCGGUGCGAAUAUCUUGGGGGAAUAUGUUCCGGCAAAGACCUUUGUUUCCAUCCACCAGUGGGCACUUUAUCGGCGCGAAGAGUAUUUCAAGGACCCCAACACCUAUCACCCAGAGAGAUUCCUGGGUGGUCCGUCAUUUGCAGAUGAUCGUCGAGAGGUAUUGCAACCAUUCCAUACUGGACCGAGAAAUUGCCUUGGAAGAAAUCUUGCAUACAGCGAGAUGCGUCUAAUCCUUGCCUUGAUUAUCUUCAACUUUGACAUGGAGAUCGCCGAUGAAGCCCGUGGUUGGAUCAAUCAGAGGAACUUCCUGAUGUGGGAAAAGGGGCCGUUGAAGGUCCAUUUAACGCGGGUAUAG